Ochotona curzoniae (black-lipped pika) is the source of this 2888-nucleotide messenger RNA. RefSeq names its product NCK interacting protein with SH3 domain (gene NCKIPSD). The transcript has 13 exons. Bases 66 to 2222 code for a protein of 718 amino acids. NCBI's taxonomy places the organism in Eukaryota, Metazoa, Chordata, Mammalia, Lagomorpha, Ochotonidae. Gene Ontology annotation, molecular function: Arp2/3 complex binding; protein binding. Gene Ontology annotation, biological process: endocytosis. The record is from RefSeq and is a predicted model, not a curated record.
CCCGGCGUCCUGGCUCCGCAGCUCCCUGCCGCUUCCGCGGCACCGGCGCGGCCCGGCCCGGCUCCAUGUACCGAGCACUGUAUGCGUUCCGCUCGGCGGAGCCCAAUGCGCUGGCGUUCGCUGCGGGCGAGACCUUUCUGGUGCUGGAACGCAGCAGCACGCACUGGUGGCUGGCGGCGCGGGCGCGCAGCGGCGAGACAGGCUACGUGCCACCCGCCUACCUGCAUCGCCUGCAGGGUGUGGACCAGGAUGUCCUCCAAGCCAUCGAUCGGGCCAUCGAGGCUGUGCACAACACGGCCAUGCGGGAUGGCGGCAAGUACAGUCUGGAGCAGCGUGGCGUCCUCCAGAAACUGAUCCACCACCGGAAAGAGACCUUGUCUCGCAGAGGCCCCUCAGCUGCCAGCGCUGCAGGCAUGACCCCGUCCACCAGUGACCACCAUUUGGAUGCUGCGGCUGCCCGGCAGCCCAAUGGGAUGUGUCGAGCCGGCUUCGAGCGGCAGCACAGCCUGCCCAGCUCUGAGCAUCUCGGGCCAGACGGAGGCCUCUACCAGGUGAGGCUUCUGUCUUUCCAGAUCCCACCCCAGCCACGCCGGGCAGCACCCACCACACCGCCCCCACCUGUGAAGCGCCGGGACCGAGACGCCCUGGUGGUCUCAGGGAGUGGUGGUCGCAACGCCACACCGUGUGGGAGUAGUUGUGCAUCUAGUGGCUCCUCAGCCAGCAGUGCCUCCCUGGACACACUUUGCACUGGCUCUAGCCCAUCGGAGCUGGGCCCCAGCUGCUCCCCGACACCCCCACCCGUGCCCCGCCGAGCAGCCCAUACCACCAUCUCCCAGCCCCAGCCUACACCCUCCAAGGCACCGUCCCCCGAGCCCACUGCUGCCGAGGAGGUAGCCGCUGGCCCCAGAUCAAGUCCUGAGUCCCUGGAGGUGCCAGGCCCCGCAGAGGAGAAGGCAACAAUGGCAGAAGUGACAGUACCAGGGAGCAUUGGGGCGGAGCUGAUGGAGCUGGUGCGGAGAAACACAGGCCUGAGCCAUGAGCUUUGCCGUGUGGCCAUUGGCGUGGUGGUGGGCCACAUCCAGGCUGCCGUGCCGGCUAGCUCGCCCAUCAUGGAACAGGUCCUCCUCUCACUGGUGGAGGGAAAGGACCUGAGCUCAGCGCUGCCCUCAGGGCAAGUAUGCCAUGAUCAGCAGAGGCUGGAGGUGAUCUUCGCUGACCUGGCCCGGCACAAGGAUGACGCGCAGCAGCGGAGCUGGGCACUCUAUGAGGACGAGAGUGUCAUCCGCUGCUACCUGGAGGAGCUGCUGCACAUCCUGACAGAUGCUGACCCCGAAGUCUGUAAGAAGAUGUGCAAGAAAAAUGAGUUUGAGUCUGUCCUGGCCUUGGUAGCCUAUUACCAAAUGGAACACCGGGCGUCUCUGCGGCUGCUGCUGCUCAAGUGCUUCGGAGCCAUGUGCAACCUGGACGCAGCCAUCAUCUCCACACUCGUGUCGUCCGUGCUGCCCGUGGAGCUGGCCCGGGACAUGCAGACAGACACCCAGGACCACCAGAAACUCUGCUACUCGGCGCUCAUCCUGGCCAUGGUCUUCUCCAUGGGGGAAGCCGUGCCUUAUGCGCACUAUGAGCACCUAGGCACCCCCUUUGCCCAGUUUUUGCUGAGCAUCAUUGAGGAUGGCCUGCCCAUGGACACAACGGAGCAGCUGCCAGAUCUCUGUGUGAAUCUGCUGCUGGCGCUCAACCUGCACCUGCCAGCCCCUGAGCAGAAUGUCAUCAUGGCUGCCCUGAGCAAGCAUGCCAACGUCAAGAUCUUCUCCGAGAAGCUGCUGUUGCUGCUGAACCGAGGGGAUGACCCCGUACGCAUCUUCACCCAUGAGCCGCAGCCGCCACACUCCAUCCUCAAGUUCCUACAGGACGUGUUCAGCAGCUCCACCACGGCAGCCAUCUUCUACCACACGGACAUGAUGGCGCUUAUUGACAUCACAGUGCGGCACAUUGCCGACCUGUCGCCCGGGGACAAGCUGCGCAUGGAGUACCUCUCCCUGAUGCAUGCCGUGGUCCGCUCCACGCCUUACCUGCAGCACCGCCACCGGCUACCAGAUCUGCAGGCUACACUACGGCGCAUCCUGACCGAGGAGGAGGCUUCACCCCAGUGCCAGAUGGAUCGCAUGAUCGUCCGGGAGAUGUGCAAGGAGUUCCCGGUGCUGGGCGAGGGCCCCGGCUAGCAGCCCCCUUUUCUCCUGCCAUCCCUGCAGCCCCGGUCAGGGUAUAGAGCAUCCAGGGGCUUGGCCCUCUGAACGUUUUGCACUGACAGAGGAUGGGGUGCAGUGGGGACAGGGAGGCAGAGAAGGGACCUGAAACCCGAGAAGGGUGUCCCUACCUGAAGAAGAGUUCAUGGUGCGAGGGGCCAAGUGUAAGAUUGAGGACCGUGGUCUGGGAACAACACCGGGGCAAGCUGAAGCCCUUCUAAUCCCUUGGUAGGCCGCCUCUUAAGCAUGCCCCCCAUCCCUGCGCACACUCAGUCCCGCUGCUGCCCCCUCCUUACCCUGCCUGGUGAGGGGAAGCACCUCCCACCAGCUCUGUUUUUUGCCUUAGCUUUGCAGUGAGUGAUGCUCACGGGUCCCUACCUUCACAGGAUGUGGGGAGAAGGGAGGGGGUGUCACUGUCCCCCCUCCACCCCACUCCCACCCCUAGAGGCCUUGGCCAAACUGCUGCUUUGAAAGUGGGAUUUUGGAGACAGGCUUUGUGUCCUGUCAUGCAGUGGGAUGGUACUGCUGCCAAAGCCAACGACAGUAUCUAUUUUCGCUGUGAAAAACACAGACCGAAAGCCAUGUGUAUUUUCCAAUGUGCUGCAGCUCACCUUAGGAAAUAAAUCACAGGCGUCUACAGGC